AUGAAUCGUAAUAGCCCAAAGCUUACUUUAGUGUCAAUGGAAGGAGAGAAGUAUUAAGUAGAUAUGAUGAUCACAGAUAUGAGUGGAUUGAUAAGAGACAUGAUUGAAGACAAUGCCUCGUAUGAUGAGGAUAUUGAACUCAGAAAUAUUGAAGGAAGCUACCUACAGGACAUCAUCCAAUAUUGUGAGCAUUAUAACUUUGAGAAAUAAGUAGAUAUCCCUCGUCCUCUUCCCUCUAGUAAUCUAGCACAGGAACUUAAAGACUAAUUCGAAGUCUAAUUCAUCUAGAAGUACGAUCUAGAUGGCACUAUUAAGAUGAUAGAGUACAGUAACUUCUUAAACAUUCCUGCAAUCUUUGAACUGGCAUGUGCAUCUGUAGCUUCUUUAUUUAAGGGCAAGAGUUUUGAACAAGUGAAAAAGGACUUUGGACUAGAAGAUGAGGUUUAUACACCAGAGGAAGAAGAGGCACUCAAGCUUAGAUUUCCUUGGAUAACAAGUGAGUUUCAGAAUAUAGUAAAAAGACUAGAAGGUAACCCUCCUCCAAUCAAUAGACAAUGA
Messenger RNA from Stylonychia lemnae, 558 nucleotides. Lineage: Eukaryota; Ciliophora; Spirotrichea; Sporadotrichida; Oxytrichidae. The record is from the annotation of a GenBank genome assembly.